This is a messenger RNA of Mytilus californianus (California mussel), 1455 nucleotides long. Its product is annotated as ras-related and estrogen-regulated growth inhibitor-like protein. The transcript is spliced from 4 exons. The record is from RefSeq and is a predicted model, not a curated record. The coding region runs from base 1 to 660 and encodes 219 amino acids. NCBI's taxonomy places the organism in Eukaryota, Metazoa, Mollusca, Bivalvia, Mytilida, Mytilidae. Gene Ontology annotation, molecular function: GTPase activity; GTP binding.
AUGUCAUUGCGAGUUGUUGUUUUGGGUGCAGAAAAUGUUGGCAAAUCCGCAGUGACAGUGAGAUUUCUUACACGAAGAUUUAUUGGAGAAUACAAUUCUAAUAUGGACCUGAUAUACAAGUCAAGCAUUAAACAAGAAGACUAUGUAACAGAUAUAGAAAUAUUAGAUUCGUGUGCUAAAAAGAAUACAUCCAUCGCACCAGGAGAUAGCGUGAUAACAUGGACAGAUUCCUUUAUUGUGGUAUAUGAUAUAUGCGUUCACUCCUCGUUUGAACAAGCCAUUAAAAUUCUGGAUAUUAUAAACAAAGCUCGGGCAAGUGUAUACUGUCCAGCUCUUUUGCUAGGCAAUAAAACAGACUUAGAACACAGGCGGACAGUUGGUGUCGAGGAGGGACACCAGGCGGCGCUAGAAUACAAUUGCCAGUACUAUGAAGUGUCGGCUGCUGACGACUUUGUGACGAUUAGCAUUGCGUUUCAAGCGCUUUUACGAGAGACAAAAAUUAUUCAACAGAAUAAGCCUUUAUUGAAAAGGCGGAAAAGUUCUUUAGUGAAUGUAUCAAAGAAAUUAGGUGCAAUGUUUGGUAAGAAGGACAGCGAAAUGGAUCGCAAACGUUCCACGUGUGAUGUAGCAGGGCCAAAAACUAUUUUUGAAAAAGCGUAAAUAAUCGUCCAUGCAAUCACAAUAUAAUUACGCCACUUGUGUUUUCCUUUUCUUUUUAGGGCUGUUUUUAUUUUUUACUUAAUUUUUCAGUCGUUUUAAAAAAAACUGAAUCAAACGAAAAUUCUGUCAUUAAUUAUUUAUAAAACACAACGAACUUUAAUCAAAAGUGCUAAUAAAACGAUUUAGGGUAAAACCUGAUCAUAUGUUCUAUUUUUGUUUUAUAAUUUGCAAAAACAAAAGUUGAUUUUAUGUAGUUUAUUAGUUAUAUCUAAUUUAUUUGAAAAGAUAUCAUUUGUAUCACUGGCACUUGUCUCUGAAAAAAAAAGUUACUUAUGUCAAGAAUUUAUAUAAUAAGACCUACUAAACAAAUAUACAAAUCCUUGCUUAUAUACCCUAAUGUUAUAUUAAGUUAUAAUAAUUUUUUUUAAAGAAACGUGUCUGUGAUUUUUGUACCUUGGUAAAAAAAAAGCAGAAUUGACACAAGUUAUUGUCUCUUUUAGAUAAUACUGGAGGUGAUGAAAUGCAGUUUCUUAUAGAUUGCAAAUGAUAAAUUAUCACCGUAAGAAUACAGUACAAAAUUAAGUUUUGAUGAGCUGACAUCAAGUAAAAAAGUGUCACUCGUUUUACACAUUCGCACACCAUCUAAAGUAAAUGCAUUUUUAUAGUUUCUUAUUUUUUUCCCGCAAUUAAGUACUGAGGACAGGGGAUUUCAAAAUCUUCAUGCACAUUUAUACUUGCACAUAUUAACAAGUUUUGUUGAGUGUUGAUUUGUAUUUUUUAUAUUAUUAAGUUUGA